Molecule: messenger RNA, 714 nt
Organism: Tupaia belangeri chinensis (Chinese tree shrew)
Lineage: Eukaryota; Metazoa; Chordata; Mammalia; Scandentia; Tupaiidae
Product: cancer/testis antigen 1-like
Exons: 3
Coding region: 84-542 (152 amino acids)
Source: RefSeq, a predicted model, not a curated record
CUCUGUUCCAGAGGGAUUCUGGGUCCCACCAAGCACUGCGCAGCGUGAGGCAACGUCUGAGGCGAGGCGAAGACUGAGGAGCCAUGCCGGGUGUAGGCUUUAGGGCAGGAGAGGCUGAAGGCCAAGGCGACCCUGAUGGUGCAGGCGAGGCGGGUGCAGCUGCUGUUGGCACUCCACAGGCUGGAGGGGAAGCCCCCAUUUCAGGGCCCAGUGGACAGGCCUCACAGGUGGCUCAAGGCCCAAGAAUCCGCAUGGUCCGGAUAUUUCACUUUGUGCUCACCAUGCAGUUCCGGAGUCCUGAGGAAGCGGAAAUGGCACGCAGAUCCCUGGCCGCCCAGGCUGUCGCAGGCCCAGUUCGGAAGGAGUUCUCCGUGUCCCGCAACGUGCUGACUGUCCGACUGGUUUCACAAAACCUGGGGCGACUCCAGAUGUGUGCCUUCUCCUGUGUCCAGCAGCUUUCCCAGUUGGUGCAGAUCCUCCGGCGCUUCUUGGUCCCGUUUCUUGCCAAGCCUCAUCUGGGAAAGGACUCUCGGCCAACCUAGAGUCUCUUCCUUGGUCCUGAGCCUGUUCUGGGGGGAGACUGGCUCCCAGUACUCACCGCUCCUUUCUGGGGCCCUAAUUGUUGCCUGUUUGUUCUGGAGGGCCCGCAGCCUGGUAAUUUCCCUAUUGCUGGAGGAGGGGCUGCUUUAAUAUUUGUUAUCGUAGAAAAUAAAG